Messenger RNA from Nasonia vitripennis (jewel wasp), 3854 nucleotides. RefSeq names its product ETS homologous factor. NCBI's taxonomy places the organism in Eukaryota, Metazoa, Arthropoda, Insecta, Hymenoptera, Pteromalidae. The record is from RefSeq and is a predicted model, not a curated record. Gene Ontology annotation, cellular component: nucleus. Gene Ontology annotation, molecular function: DNA-binding transcription factor activity, RNA polymerase II-specific; sequence-specific DNA binding. The transcript has 6 exons. Gene Ontology annotation, biological process: cell differentiation; regulation of transcription by RNA polymerase II. The coding region runs from base 658 to 1704 and encodes 348 amino acids.
AUUAUGCGAAUCGCGAUAGGAUUAUUGUACAAAUUAUUAGGUGGACAGUCAUCGUACGUGUCAGGGCGUCUCGUCUCCCGCGAAAAUAAACACUCUCGCAUGCAUUGAAUAACAGCACCAGCACCUGGAGACAGUCGGCAACAACAGAUUGUUCGGCGAAACUGGUUCGAGGCUGUGCACCACCGCGUGCGUCGCCGAGCCGGGAGAGAGAGAGAGAGAGAGAGAGACGAGUAUCAAGCCCAAGUGGGGGGGAUAGACGCGGCGGCGGAGCCGCGGGAGCAACAGCGAGCGGCGAAGCAGCAGUAGUAUACUUAGUAGCCUACGUGCCACGACUGUCGCAGCUCAGAGGAGUCUCGCGACUUUUGACACGCGCGCACCACGCAGUCUUAUACCCAGACCGGUCUACUGGCCGAGUAUCCUAGGCGGAUCGCGAUUUUUUUCCUGCAUUCGCUCUGCUCAUUCAUCGAAUCGUAUCCGUAAUAUCUGGCAUUCGGAGGAGGGAACUCGCCGAGAGAGUUGCUAGUAGUUACCAUACCUACUUGCUCGGCUGCAGUGUUUACAAGUGAACGAGGAAAGCUGCGUCGAGUUUUUGUUGUUUUUUUUUGUUUUUUUUUUCUCCUGUCUACCACGUGUCGACGCGGAUACACAGGCCGACAGAUGAGGGAGCUACCUCAGGAGGACAGCAUGAAUCCCUUCGCGGAUUACGAGAAGACCGACAUCUCCAACGUGGUGUCGAUGAGCCAGGACUACUUCAGGACGUUCGAGGACCAGGAGGAUCACCUGCUGCUCGACAUGGACUCGCUGGUGCAGCGCAACAACGACGACGAGAUGCUCAUGUCCAGGAUCUACAGCGACAACGCGUCCUCGAAAAAGUGCUUGCUCGGCGAGGAGACGGAGGCCGAAGUGGACGGAGCUACCUGGUCGUCGAAGCCGAUCGAGGACUGGUGCCAGGAGGAGACGAUAAACUGGCUGAUGACGGCCGCCUCGUGUCUCGGACAGAACUACGGCUCGAUCCAGCAGAACCUCGCGCUCCCCGGCAAGGAGCUGCUCAGCCUCUCGCGACACGACUUUGUCGCCCGGGACCCGGUCUUCGGCGAUCGGCUCUACAACCUGCUGCACACGCAGGCUGUGUCCAGCCAGUGCAAGAGCGAUUACUUCGCGCCGAGGCACGGCGCCGCCUCCAACAACAACGUCGCCUCACACGGGGAGCAGGACUUUGCCAACCGGACGCGCCAGUCGGACAGCUACCAGAACCUCUGCAACAGCAGCAGCGGAGAGGACGAGAACCGGGCGCACGGAUCCAACAACGUGUCCGAUGCGGAAUCAGAUAACAGUAUAGAGAUAUCGACGAAGCGUCCACCGGGAAGGCCGAGGCUCUUGAAAACCAAGAAAAAUCCCACGAGUCAGGGAAAACUUUGGGAAUUUAUAAGGGAUCUGCUGCGCGAUCGAAAGACCUGUCCCAGUCUCAUAUGCUGGGAGGAUUAUUCGCAGGCGAAAUUCCGAUUCGUACGUAGCGACGAGGUAGCAAAACUCUGGGGUUCGCGAAAAGGCAAUACGAAGAUGACUUACGAAAAGCUCAGUCGUGCAAUGAGGUACUACUACAAGAGGAAAAUAUUCCUCCCAGUCCUCGGAAGAAGAUUAGUAUACCAAUUUGGGCCGAACGCGACUGGCUGGCAGACCGACAACCCGAAUUUUCGAUUCUGAGCUCGACGCGUGCAGUUACACUGCGUGCAGCCCGUGCCAAAUAAAAUUCCAUGUGCCAGAGUCAAUUCCGAUGACGGAUUGAGAAAAGCGUCGCGCGUCGAGUCGCGUCGACAUCGAGCCCAUCAGCGUCGAGACCAAGCCUCGCGAGCGUACAGUCGCGCCGAAAAGCUCAAGAGUAUAUAUUAAUCUUCAAGAAGACUGAUUCUAAUACAUUUCGUGCGAUUUUUUUUUCUAUUUUUUAACGUGUGUCGUUUGUUGAUCGUCGGUGGAACAUCGACCGACGGCAAUUUGUUAUCGAGAGAGCAGAGUAUGCUUGUCAAGAUAUUAAGAGUAAAGUGGACCAGUGUUGUUAAAAUUGUUGGAGUUUUUUUGUAAUAUAUUCUAUAUAUAUAUAUAUAUAUAUAUGUAUAAUAUACAUAAGUAUGCAUAAAUAUUAAGAUCAUUUAACAAAGCAUUAUGGAAGUGCGUACAUUUCAUAAACCUUUACCUGAUGCUAAACUACCUAGCGAAAUCCCUACGCGCACAUUCAUUUUGUCACUUAUUGUAUACAAGCGAUUCAUACUAUAUAGUAACAAUGUAUAACAGUUGAUUCGGUUUAUCGGAAGCAUGGUUCAAGCAAUCACCUUUGUCAUUUAAAUUGAAAGGUUUUGUAAAUUCGUAAAUGUAUUUGAGUGGCGGUACAUAAUUCGGUUACUGGAACUCCGUAAUAACGUCGAGGUUAAAGUUAGCCUGUCGCAAAACUUUUUUUAAACUCCUGUACUUUGAAUACUAUUUAAUUCUAAAAUUUUAACGGCGCGUUACAAGCCCUUUAAUUCUUUUUUAAUAACGAACAGCUUUUCUCUCUAACUUACUAUAUCACAGAAUUAUAAGAGAUUUGAAUCUUUUUAUUUCGGAAUAGUAAUCGCAAAUUCAUCGCGAACGCAGCGACUAUGGACAAAGAUUAUUAUCAUGUAUAAGCUAUCGUUAAAAAGUCGUUGGUUCAAUAGUUUAUUCAUAAAAGCAAUCGAAAAGCUCAAGUAAUUUGAUCCAAAAUAUUACCUUGAUCAAAGCCCUUUAAAUAUUGUGUUCAUCAUUAUCGUUAACUAUUUUUCAAACCAUCUGAAUAGCGGUAGCGAGAAAAUUAUUCAUCAUAAAUUCGUCAAUCCUAUCUACUUGUGUAUAUAUAGCAGUUGCAAUAUGCAAAAAAAUAUCUUCGAUCAUAAGGAUCUUUACAAGUUUCUUAUUGAACUGGCGGAAUAUCGGUAGUUUACUAUCUUCUGUUUUCGUUUAUCUUUCUUUUAAUAUUUAACAACCUGUUGGUAUUGAGUUUUAAUUCUUAAAUCGACGAUUACUUACUACGUAUUAAAGUUUUUCUUACAAGGUACAGUACAUUUUUUUUUUUCAUAUUUUUUCUUCAAUUCUGUGGCAAAAAUUAGCAAGCGUUCUAAAGGCACGAAAUUCGGAAGAUUGGAACUAUUUUUUAUAUAUAUGUAACGCUUCUGUAAAGAAACACGAAUCUCGAAAAUGAGAUGGUAAAAUUGAGAAUGCAUCAUAAUUUUUUUCCUUUUUUCGGUACUUUUCUGACUUAUGCAAAGCUUACUCAUGGUCAUAAAUAUAUUUACUGUUGAUUGUUAAAGCUUAUAAUGUUAAAACUGUCUCUAACAAACUGGUAAUAUCCAUGCAUCAGUUUUAAACUUUCGACUUAAAUUUCAAAAGUAUGUUUUAAAGAUGGUAUUGUGCAGCAAAAAAAUGAUAUGGCGUAAUUGUGUGCGCGAAUCUGAUUCUCACUUGCCUUUGCGGAAAAUAUAGAUAGCAAAAAUAGGACGUUUUUGGAAUAUUUCUUCCGAAAAAUAGUUAAUUCUGUGAAUGUGUUUCUGAUACGAAAAAAGCGUAUCGUGCAUCGUACAAUUUAACUUACAUGUAGAAAUAGAUACAGUAUUUCUAAAGAUUGUUAACGCAAAUAUUUGUGGUCGUAGAAGUGCAUGAAACGCUAGCCGUCCGUUUCAUUCUUAAUCUAGGUAGUAAACUUGACUGGAGUCCUUAAUUUGGAUGGUCACGAUUAAACCUCGGAUAUCCUUGGGAUGUCUUCGACAAAUCAAUUUGCCUGUCACAAUCUCACCUGUGAAAAAAUGUUGAAAUGUCAAAGCAAAUAAAUAAAGUGAAGCUAGCAA